AUGACAUCAACCCUGGCGACGCGGCAAGGCCUUUUGACGCGCUCAGGAAACCGUCUGUCGACAAUCAUACAGGAAGAGUCCGAAGCCAUCAAUGCCCAAAACGGCAAAUGGCACCGAAGCAAACAAGCUAGAGGCUGCAAUGGAGAAGUUCAGCGAAGCAGUGGACAGCUUGGACAACAAGGCGCAGUCCCAGAGAUUAUUGAAAGGAUUGAAACAAAUGCUACAGGAGCACAAACUCUUCUAGAUAACGCGAACAAAGCGCUGGCAAGGCUAAUUCGACCUCAAGAGGAGGUUGAAUUCGACCAGGAACAAAGCUCGCUUAACAGGUGUGAAGUUCCGGAAAUGAAACUCGCACCAAUCCCAAUUUCAAAAUUCAGCGGAAAACUCUGGGAAUGGGAGACCUGGAAAUCUUUCGAGCACACCGUGAAUUCCAGAAACAUUGACAACCUCUUCAAGUUCAACUACCUUCUUGACGCCCUUGAAGGAGACACAGAAGAAUGUGUGAAGCAUUUCGAGGUCUCGGGAAGCACCUACCAAUUGGUGAUUGAGCAUCUGAAGGAGAAAUAUGGCGACAAAAAGGCUUUGAUUGAUUUUCAACUUUUGAAGAAUUUCCACGGAGCACGCGCCCGAACCGAUAGUCUAGAAGACCAGGAAGCACUUUGCGAGCAACUUCACUCUAUAACUUCGCAACUGACACUCAAAGGGGAACACGUCGACAAUGUUUUCCUGCAAAAGAAGCUGCUUGCGAAGUUCACGGUGGACGUUCAGAGGCAUAUCUUGCGGCAGAAAACGCAGUUGAAGAACGAAGGAAGUUGGAGUGCGGCAGCUUUGCUCUCAGCAGCAAAGGAGCAUAUCAAGACCGAGCUUAAGGUCAACCGCCAAGUUGAACAUAGCCUAGGAAGUGAAAAAAUGGAGAAAACAAAUGCUGGAAAGAAGAAAUAUUUCGACAAAACAGAAGUAGUCCUUCGUGUAGCACCUUGUUUCUACUGCCAAAAAAGCGGACAUCCAGCGAAGGACUGUGACGAAGUCACUUCUCGGGAGCAACGAGUACAAAUAAUGAGAAUGCAGAAUCUCUGCCACAAUUGUGGAGGAAAGGAUCACUGGGCUAAGAAAUGGCCCGAAGGAACUUGCAGAAUCUGCAGACAAGCCGGACACCACACGUCCAUUUGCAAAGAACUCUUCAGCUCUCAGGAAGCCAGUCAAAAGCCUCCACUCCGAGAAGUACCACAGAAGCAGGGAACGAAGCCUCAACUACCCAAGGCCAAGACUUUGAAAAUAAAUACGGUCGCUUCGAAUGACGGAGCCGAUCGAUCGUUCAUCAGUAGCAGUUUGGCUGAGCGCCUCCAGCUGGAAGACGUAGAUUUCAGUCGUCUAAGCAUCGGCACCUUCGGCGCUCACAAGCCUUCCGAAAGGAAUUGUGGUAUCACGGUUCUCCGCAUGUGGGAUGCUGAGGGAGUUCCACAUACGUUCACAGUUACGAAAAUCGAUACCAUUACAAAACCAUUAACAAGAAGCAGACUGAGUCAAGAGGACAAGCAGUUCCUGUUUGAAAACGAUAUUCAUCUCUCCAUCAACCAUACUGUCGAGAAGAUUCAGCCGGAUAUCCUUCUUGGUUGCGCCGAUCUUUUCUCACUCCUCAAGGAUGGACCAGAAGCUCAAACAACUCCAUCCGAAUUGAAAGCAAUCCCCUCGAGACUAGGAUAUCUCAUAUCUGGACGAAGCGGCGAAGAAUUAGUCAACUCGGAAAGUUCGGUAGAAGUGACCCAAACAAUAGCCUUAGAGGACACAGAUAAUGAUUUUGCGCAGACUUGGGAACAGUUCUGUGAAUUUAAGAAGUCCGGAAAACUAUCGAAAAAAAAAGAAGAUGGAUACUAUGUGCGCCUUCCAAGGAAGAAGGAAGCAAGCGGACUUCCGGACAAUAAAUCGAUUGCAUAUCGUCGUCUGCAAGCAAAUCUUUCUGAGCUUAGGAAGGAUCCCAAUCUACUGCAGCAGCACGACGACACGAUAAAGAGUCAACUCAAGCUGGGUAUCAUCAAAGAAGUUGCUGAGGAUUUAAUAGUCGAAGAAGGAGAAGUUGUGCACUACCUAGCACAUCAAGCCGUUGUCACGCCGCACAAAGAAACUACCAAGCUAAGCGUUGUGUUCGAUGCUUCAGCACAUCUAAGCAAUUCCCCGUCGCUGAACGACGUUCUCUAUCAAGAACCAGCUCAUUCUUCCGAAGAUGUGGGACAUCUUGCUCCGUGUGUGUUGCCGCGAGAGGUCGCUCAGAUCGACACGCCAAUAAAGCUUGUGCUGUUCUCAGACGCUAGCGGACCAGCUAUGGCAAUGUGUGCUUACCUUGCUUCCACCCUAGGAAGCAAUUUACUCGCUGGAAAAUCCAAACUUCCACCCACCAAAGACAUCGUGACGAUUCCAAAAUUAGAGCUCAACGCCGCUACAAUGGCUACUCGUGUUGCACACUCAAUCUUUACUGCGAUUCGAUACCGCACAAGGAUCUCAGAAAUAGUCAUCUCGUCUGACUCACAAAUCACUCUCAAAUGGAUCGCAUCGCCUUGCCGAGAAAGAGCAAGAGUAUUUGUUAAGAAUCGUGUAACCAAGAUACGAAAGAUUGUGAAGGACAUUCCAGUCACUGUUCAUUUUGGAUAUGUGAGAACCGCAAUGAAUCCAGCAGACUCGGCAACAAGAGAAGUCGAUAAGGACGACAUGACUGACCAUAUGUGGUGGAAGAGACCAAAGUUUAUCCUGGAUCCAAUAGAGUAA
Messenger RNA from Necator americanus (New World hookworm), 2760 nucleotides. RefSeq lists its product as uncharacterized. Gene Ontology annotation, molecular function: zinc ion binding; nucleic acid binding. Lineage: Eukaryota; Metazoa; Nematoda; Chromadorea; Rhabditida; Ancylostomatidae. The transcript is spliced from 5 exons. The coding region runs from base 1 to 2760 and encodes 919 amino acids. The record is from RefSeq and is a predicted model, not a curated record.